Porites lobata is the source of this 13109-nucleotide messenger RNA. The record is from the annotation of a GenBank genome assembly. NCBI's taxonomy places the organism in Eukaryota, Metazoa, Cnidaria, Anthozoa, Scleractinia, Poritidae.
AUGGCGUCAGGUCGCGAUAUACCGAACCUCUCCACUAUUGUGUCAGGCCUUCAUCUGAUUUUUACACUCACAUCAGUCGCUUUUUUCACGUACAAAGUUUAUUUCUUGGAGAAUGAACUGUCCUUAAUUAGAAGAGAAGUGCCUUUUCGUACAGCCCAAGAGUCAACUGUCGACAAAGCAACUCCACCUAGCAUAGUUCAAAGCCGCGAAGAGCAAAGAAGUCGACGGAACGGCCGAGCCGGAAAGGGGAAAUCUGAAUCGUCAUCAGCAACCGACAAGCUCAAAGCAGUAUGUGUCCAGAAAUUGCUCAACAAUCUUCAGGUUUGUAACGUAUCUCUGUUUUGAACACUUGACUGAGACGGCCAAAGAGAAUCCAAAUCGCGAACGAAGGUUCAUUAAUUGCCGGACGUCACUCUAUAUAACAAAUAUCCAUUCUCUAAAUCAUUUAUUUUAUCUUGUGUUAACUACCUAUAAAUAUACCUUAGUUAAAUUCACGCGAUAUGUUAGGCGAUCGUAAAUUAAUGAUUGAAUCUGUUAUCGACCGACAGUACGGUGAGGAAUUUGACCCAAAAUGAGCCGGGCAGUCGCUUCAAAAGGCUGGUCGGCGUCGCCCAAAUAAAAAGGAUUUCGUGAUUACCCGCAUCCAGCAUAUGGACUGCGUUCACGGGUCUUUGCAGCUAUUUAUUUACUGCUUUGUUGGCGGAGCAUUUGAGAGCCUUUGAAAAAAUGAGGGCUCUCUGGACUGAACACUUUUAUUGAAAUGAACAAACCUCCGUAAGAUAGCUUACCGAUCAUCGCGAGACUUAAGAUAUUUCGGUCGUGUUUAGUAGCUAUAGGAUAUUUUAACAUUUGAAUAAACGGCUUUCGAGGCAUGGCAAAAUUGUUGAAAAGUCGCCAGCGGUGGGGGACUUGAUCAUGACGUGUUAUGAGGCGCUAGCCACAACCUUCUCCUCUCCUCGGCAAAUGUCUUUCCUCUAGUUAGUGUUUGAUAAAGGCGAUGGUAUAAUUUUAAAAGUAAUACUUUUGGAGGAUUGAUUCGGGAAUAGAGAGCUGACCCAGUUUGACAUUAAGAUUUUAAAGUACCUUUACAGAAUCCUAUUUCUUGUUUUUUCCUUUUACAAUUAAAGGUUGCUGAUGACGUAGUUAAGGGAACUGGAAAAGUCGUCUGUAUAAAAGGUUAGUGUCAUAACAGGCUUAAUAUAGAGUUUCAUACUCUCUUGGUUCAAUAUCACGUUUUUUUCCCAGUUCGGCUAUUUAACAAUUACUUUGAGCUACUUUGCUUAGUUGAUCGAAUAACGUACUGGCUUAAGCUUUGUCUUAACCGAUUGAUUUAUUGGAUAUGCCCAAAAUUUCCAUUACAAAAAAGGCAAAUAACAUUAACAUAUAGAGAAAGAAAAUAAGAAUCAUAUGUUACUAGAAAAUAAAAGAAACAUGACUUCAUACCAGUCAAUAGGUGCAGUACGUUGUGUGGCAUCAUGAUAUUGUAAUGCAAAAAAAGUCACAACACCAUGGUGUAAAACAAUAUAGCCAAGGCAUAAUCGACCUUUUUUUCUUUUUUUUACGACGAGCAAAAGUAGUUUAGGGUAAAACGAGUUGAAAUCUUCAGCAACCAGUCUGAUUAGAUUUGAUUGUAAAUUGGCAUAGCGAGAUGUUCGCUGGGCAGAUAUUAAUUACCAAUUUUACGACGAGUCGAGUAUGAAUGGUGCAAUCCGUGAUAUUCUAAGACGUUUUUCGUAGCUUUCUUGAUUGACUUCUUGCGUUAUGAUUAAAAAACGACGUUUGAGUACUGAGCGCACUGAUAAAAACAUAUGGUGUUAAGAGUGCUUUUUUUCGUGAGGCUUAAUAAUCCCGGGAAAUCAAGAGGUUAAUUAGAUUUCGUUUAUGUUCCAUUUUUUUACUUAACCUAUAUAUUAAACUACAACCCUGGUCCACUAUUGACGUUAUCUGCGUUAUGCAAUCAAGUUUUUAAUUGCACAUAAUCAACACUGCUUGGGGGAGAGAGGGACAGCGGAAAUAGCAGAGGUAGAAUAUGUCUGAGUUAAUUUAGCAAAGUGCGUCUUUGUGCCUAAUUUCCUCAGCCGGUACAUUCGGUGCGCUCGGUACAGUCGGUACAGCCGGUACACUCGGUACAUUUGGUACAGCCGGUACAGCAUGCACUCUCGGUACAGCCGGAACCGACUCUGACUUGGUACAAAUGGGUACGGCCGGUCUUUUCUAUUGCUGACAAUAGCUGUUGUCGAGGGAGGAUUCUUUGACAUCCACUUUACUUCAUACAUCAAGGCAUACAACACCUGUUCUGAUGACAUUGAACAUACGCACAAAGCAUAAUAAACUAAAACUGAGGAAGAGGGUCUAAAAUAUGGUUGGCUUUACAAAACUAAUGAAAAAGAGUCUCAUCUUGAUGGAAAAUACUAACAAACGCAUACAUGAUAAUUUCUCCAUUAAAAAAUCCUAUUGCUCUCGCGAGCUGGCCAAUCAGAGAGUCGCUUUGGAUAGGGGAAGGACGACCCCAAGUGCCCCAAGAUUUUUUGACAAGUGUUUUAUAGUUACCGAAUGGGUGUGAAAAACAUGUGUGUUGUUGCCAUUAUACGUUAUUUCAUUUUAUUUUGGAGGGAGGGAGAGGGGGAGGAGGUUGUGCAAUUUCUCCCGUAUAUUUUUUAUUUUUUAUUUUUUUUGCAACAAAACCCUUUGCAGGAGUUUGUUUUUUAAUAUCUAUGUUAAUAUCCACGUCAGUCCUUUUUAUCACAGCCCAAGCUCUAUAAGUGUAUUAUAAUACUUUGUAAUUAUGAAGUUCGACAGUCAUCGACAUUCGUACCUCUUGCAACACUUUUCGUACAGUCGAACCUCCAUGCGCAACCACUUAUCCAAAACACCAAAAACAUUUUUCCUAGUCAAAGCUUUACAGCUGGAACCUUUAGCAACGCACCUCCUGUAAGCGAUCGCGACCACUUUUAGAGCCUGACGAUUAAUGAUUUUCUAUGAUCAUUGUUUUUUAAACUCUAACUUGUGAGCGACCACUUGACACACUCUGAUCUCUAUUUUCGCAGUGCAAUUGCACUGUGUUACUUAGAAAAUACAAGUUAGUGAAAACAUGAAACUACACAUAUCCUAACUUAGGCAUUGGAUGCAGUCUUUGCAUUUUGGGCCAGGGUUGCUUUAAUACGAGAGGUUCGACUGUAUUUUAAAACCAUUGUAAAACAUUAUAGAGCCAUUCAAAACGUGCUCCAAACUUUCCACUAGUUCUAGUUAGCCAAGCCACUGUUACUCUACAUUAACAUUGGAACGACUGGCUUUCUAUAUACUCAUUCUCGAUAAAAAUCUUUUGAAACAAGGCUUGAAAUAACGAACCAGUUAGGCGCCAUGUACAUUUUCAGGUCGAACGCAUAUUUUUACUAAGAGCCAUUUUUUCGUUAUUCUUCUUGUAAACAGUUUAUCACAAACAUUUUCCAAUGCCGAUAACUUGCUCAAAAAGAAAAGACGAAAGCAAAAGAAAAACGAACAUCGCAUUUCCAAAAACUACGCGGUUCUCGUCGCAUUUGAACAUUUCUUCCAAUUUUCUCAAGAACUCUCUUUGUCUCGGUUUAUUCCUUGUUUCAACUUGCUAAAGUCUUUUCGAGGCCCUCACUUGCUUAAUGCAAAAUAAUCCUGCAAAAACUUUCGAAAACGGGCGUCAUAUUGAACAAAAAAAAAGAAACAAUCUUCCACUUACGUCAUCCUUGUGUCUACACGGCUAAUAGAUCAUAGGCAACGACCAAUCACAAUGCGUUAAAUAUUCCCCAACACAUUGGACAAAAGUAUUUAUUGAUUAGAGAAAGCUGCAUUAGUCUCUGUAUCUCGCUACCAGAGUUCUUACAGGUGUGGUAGAACUGGCAACUACUAGUAAGUGAGAAGCUGUCCAAAACAAACGUUCAUAUCAAAUCUAUAUAUCUAAAUACAAUGUGCUGCAGGUCCGCAGGGUCCCCCCGGACAACCAGGCUCGCCUGGUCUGCCAGGACCCCCAGGUCAACCAGGAUCUCCAGGUUCACAAGGAAAAAUGGGAGCACAGGGACCCCGUGGUCGCCGAGGUCGUCCAGGAACACCCGGAAAAAACGGCCCUCCUGGUAGAAAGGGUCCUCGAGGAAAACCAGGGAAGACCCUCGAUGUCAAUGUUACUGAGCUUCAAAACCUUGCAGAACAAUUACAGACGUCUGCUCAAGGAGAUAUAGCAAUGUUUGGUGAGUAAAACACUGAGCUAAAUGUAUUUUACCAUAACAUAUUACACAUGAUUUCUCUCUUUAUCUUUGCUGUCAUUACUUUUUAUAUUCCAUUUUCACACGAAAAAAAAUAUGAUAUGUUAUUAGAACUCGUUGUGAUUGAUUUGAUGUGAUUAAUCAACAGCUUCUCCUAGGUUUACAAGGAAACCCCCACCACUUAUCUUCAUAAAGGAGGGUGGUAAUCUGACUCUAAGCAUUUCCGUAUCCGGCAAUCCACAACCUAAAAUUACUUGGUCUGUACGCCAGAAGACCCAAGGAAACAAAAGACGAGUCAAGAGUACUGAAAACAAGUUGGAGAUUAAAAAUGUUCGGUUUGAAGAUGAAGGAGUGAUCACGUACCGUGCGGAAAAUGUGUUUGGUGCUCAAGAAAAUGAAAUAGAGCUCACUGUAUUAGGUGAGUAGAAAGUUCUAGAAUAGCCUAAGUGACCGUUAACUCAUCCAACAACAAAUAGACAAGACAAGACAAUGUUUUAUUUGGAGUCUUAUACAGUCCUAUGUAUAUCGACUUUAUCCAAAUAAUUUAAAAUCAUGACACAAAUUGCACACUAGUGGAACUAUAAUCAAUGUUAACCUAAACAACUAAUGAUCUUUUCUCAUAGCAAUCGAAUACGUAUUUUGCAAUUAACUUUUGCACUGCCGCUUAUAAUAUACAAAGAACGUUAGUGGCAACAUGGAACUACACAUAUCCUAACAGUUAUGCAUUGCAUGCAAUAAAUUAUCUUCAAUAAAGUAGAUAUGCCUGGACCUCUUCUCGGAAGAUACCCCCUGUGGUUCGAUUCUUUCAAACGACGAUCACAUCCCGUAAGCGACCCCUCGCAGUCUUUUCAUUUUGGGUGGUCGCUUACGAGAGGUUCGACUGUAUUUUAAAACCAUUGCAAAACAUUAGAGAGCCAUUCAAAAUGUACUCCAAACUUUCCACAAGUUGUAAUUAGCCAACCCACUGUUACUCUACAUUGGAAAAACUGGUUUUCUUUGUAUACAUUCUCGAUUAAAAUCUUUUGAAACAAGGCUUGAAAUAACUAACUAGUAACACGCCAUGUACAUUUUCAUGUCGAACGCAUUUUUGCACCAAGAGCCAUUUUUCGGCAGUCAGAUAUUGUUAAUUAAAAUGAUAUUUAACGAAUUUUGAUCGAGGAACUUUGACAGGACAAUUCUUAUAUCUCAGCUGCGAAUAAACAUUUUACAACACUAAGAACUUUCAAAUAAAACUAAUAGUAGUGCUCCCUGCCACCAAAGGAAAGCUGAGCUCUUACAGUCAAACCAGGUCAAGCGUACCCCCCAAGAAGCCAUUAAUGAAUUUAUUAUUCAAAAGUUGAAUCCGUUGCUAGUUGUAGAUUUCAGAUUGAUCUCUGCAUUCUUGUAUGUGUAAUGAGCCGUGCAUUCACACGCGAGGCAGUUAUGAAAUUUCUACAAGCUCCAUUUUCCUGAAAUUGAUGUAAAUGUCUUCUAACAAGCUUAAUCCAUUCAAAGAUUUCCAAUCUGACCAAAUACAGAGAAGUUCUCAUAAAAUAUCCACUGCUCAUUACGCAUGCAGAAAUGCCGCUUUGAAUUUGACGCCAGUUACGGGAAAGACUGACGGAUUCAUUUUUCAAAUAAUCAAUUCACUGAUAGAAUCUUGGGGGGUACGCUUGACUUGGUUUGACUGUAGUGUCCCUCCUUUGGUCACUUCAGUUAGGUCACGCGCAUACCAAUCUUGACAUAGCGAAAAAAAAUUGUAAAUUAGAGAUUAAGGAACAGUGCAAUAAUUAUCAGAACAGAACUUCUGAAAUUUGCAAUAGGGGGCAAACAGUUAACUUUACCCCCUCCCUUCCCCCUUGUACAAAGGAUGAAAUAACAUCUUAACCCUCUCUCUCUUAAAGCAACUCUUGAACACCUUCUUCAAUGCAACAAUUCUGACAAGUUGUUGACACCAAGUAAUAUUUUUGUGCGGCUAAGAAUCAUGAAGUUCCGAAGAUGUACAGGCUGAAAUUAAUAGUUUAUUGAAGUAACUUAUAGCAGCUUUCUAAAACCUUUCAUCAGCUUAUUAGAAAGGAAAAGGCAGACUUCAUAGACUAGUUUAGUAAUGUUGCUAAGUCUCCAAAAUCACAACUGAAGUUUGUCUUAUGAGACUGAGUUUAAUUUUCUUCACAGGUGCCCCGAGGUUUCCAAAAUCUCCUCCAGGACCAGCAACUGGUUUCUUGGGUAAAGAGACAAAAUUGCUUUGUGAUCUUCUAGGAAACCCAACUCCUGACGUUAAAUGGACCAGAUCUCCCCCAGCUCCUCUCCCUCAGGGACGCAGUGAACUAAGAAAAGACGGCCUUUACAUUACCAACACCAAGCUUGAGGACGGUGGGGUAUACACGUGUAUUGCGACCAACGAAUAUGGCAUGGAAAUUCAUGGGACAUUCCUCAACGUCAAGGAAGUCGGUAAGUGGCAAACUUGACCACAUCAAAAACCUGACGUGAUGUUUACCACUAAGUUGUAAUUCUACUUUGGAACAGAAAUCGUAUGGCACUUUUGCCGACUGGAGAACACACAGUUUGAACAGUCCAUGAAUUUAAGAAACCGAGAUAGGUUAGCAUCUACGUACUCAUAAGAAUGCAGCUGAUCGAAGCUAUUUUUGGCGAUAAUAAUCAGUACAUGAUCAGUCUGAACUUCGAGCCCAGAGAUUUCCAACAAAGAAUUGAUUAAUGAAAAGGCAUUAACACGAACAAUAACUUUAACUCCAGUUCUCUUUACUAUAUCUCUCCUCAGAACCACCUGUAUUCACCUCAGUACCUCAGGCUUUGGUCAAUGUAUCGAGAACCGACGAAGCGAUCCGAGUCAGCUGUUCCGCUAAGGGGUCACCUCUUCCUGAAAUCACGUGGUACAAGAACAACAUUACAAUACCCUCCCCCAAUAACGUCACCAGAGACGAAGUUACCAGCGAGCUUGUGAUUGAUCAGUUCCAGACUUCUAUCCAGACACAGUAUACAUGUGUUGCUCGAAACGAGUAUAACGAUGAAGUGAAGACAAGUACCAAGUUAGGUAGGGCGCACGUUCUCCUUUUCUUGUCUAGUCCAAGAAGUCAAACAACGCGCACUCGUUUGGUUUCUUAUAGAGAGGAAAAUCUGUUAAAAUAGCUAGGCAUUUUGCAAUUUCCUGAGAUUUUUUUGUCGGCAUAUAAGAAAUCGUGAUGGAGGCGACCAACAUCCUUAACCAGGCGAAAAUUAGAGAGUGUGAACAGUUUAGAAAAUAACAUGAAUGCAUAUUUUUGUCAUCAAAUUCCAAAGCAAGAAGCCCCUAAGCUCUGUUUACAAUCAAAGUGCCACAACCAUCACAUUUUUAAAAUCACUUAAGGUGAGCAGUUGGCAGGGCUGGGUGGGCAAAGCAAAAAAAUCCACGUAUACGCGGUCCAACACCCGGGGCCCUCCCUCGCCCAACACUUACUUCCAGCAGAAUCAUGAUUUUUUUUUUCGUACUAGCAGAAUUGACACAAGUUUAUUUAUAUUCAUUACAGUCAAACCAAGUCAAGCGUACCCCCCAAGAUUCUAUCAGUGAAUUGAUUAUUUGAAAAAUGAAUCCGUUAGUCUUUCCCGUAACUGGUGUCAAAUUCAAAGCGGCAUUUCUGCAUGCGUAAUGAGCAGUGAAUAUUUUACGAGAACUUCUCUGUAUUUGGUCAGAUUGGAAAUCUUUGAAUGGAUUAAGUUUGUUAGAAGACAUUUACAUCAAUUUCAGGAAAAUGGAGCUGGUAGAAAUUUCAUAACUGCCUCGCGUGUGAAUGCACGGCUUAUUACACAUACAAGAAUGCAGAGAUCAAUCUGAAAUCUACAACUAGCAACGGAUUCAACUUUUGAAUAAUAAAUUCAUUAAUGGGUUCUUGGGGGGUACGCUUGACCUGGUUUGACUGUAAUUUAUAUAUAUAUUUUUGCCUAUAUUCAUUUUUUUAUUGAUGAAAGUUUGUUUAAUCUUCACUUGCUGCUGAGAAAUUGAACGGCACGCAUUGCGUUUUAUAAAGCGACGAAACUCAACAUGGUUGAUAAUGAAGACUUUCUAAAACUAAGGAUAAGUUAUCAAGUCCCUCGUUGAAGUUAUUCUUUGAAAUUCGUUCACUUAAUUAGGGGGUUAUUUUUCUUUCUUUCCCCAGUAAUUUUUUUUUAAAACUAGUUUGCCUACUUUGAGUCUGUUUGGCCAAGAUGCAACUUAACUGGUAAGGAAAUCCUAAGAUACCACACACUAAACGAUGUGACUAUCUCACUGCAUUGCACUGCAUACAUAAUUAUUUGACCCGUGACGUACACUGAUGCUGAAAUUAAAAACUCCAUUAAAUUCCGUCGUGUUGAGCCCGCGCAACCCUCCUGUUGCUUUGCUUUUGCACGCCUCUUGGUCAGGUGUUAGCCAGUUUAACUGAGUUCAGUGGAAGUUUCUUAGAAUUUUCGCCACUCGCACCUCCCAAUUGUGAUGGUUGACGUCGCUUACCUACGUUUUUCGGCAUACCUACAGGGUGUUUCAAAAGUUCGUUCCGAUUUUUUAUUCGCUUAAAAUUCUCUAAUUAUUGACAAAAAAAAAACUGCCAAACUUAGUAUGUUAUUCAUUAUUCAUUUAACAUUGAAUAACUAAAAUAUUAGUAACCAGAAUGUCUUCCUGUAUGUUUUCUGACAUUUUCUACGCGGUGAGGUAUAGAAUGUACGAGCUCCCAAAGCAUGCCCAAAGUCACAUUCUUCCACGCGAAGCGUAGUCACUGUCUAAGCUCGUCCAGUGUUUUGGGGCUGGAUCUUUGUAUGUUGUUUCGUCUACGAUAAUGCAGAUAAUCUCUAGGCGGUUCACAUCACGUGAGUUUGCCGGCGGUUCUCUUUCAGUAUAAAGUUGGCAAAUCCCUCUGACACCAUGCUUGCAUGAAGUGUGCCCUGCCUUUUUCUCUUCCAGGCUUUUCAACUGUUUUCGGUAACUUAUCCCCAAACUGUUGUACUCGAAACUUUGAUCGAUAAUGUGAAGUUGAAAUUUUUUGACCUUUCUGUUUUGUGGAAUUAUUACGCAUAUACUUCCAGCUUUUUCGAUAAUAUUUCUCACACAGUUUGUGAAAAAAACGGCCAUCCACUCCUUGGUUUGUCUUCUAAGGUCUUUCCUUUUGAUAACUUGUUGGGUCAUCGUUCAGACUUCUUCAACAAUUUGGCAAAUUUUUUUGACUGAAUGGCCAGACGACCAUAAAAAAUAGAUGCCUGAACUCUAGCACAAAGAGUGUAGGCCUUCAUUUUCAUGAAGAAGUAGAGAAAAUAAAAGAAGAAAACGAUAAAAAUACCAAAAUAGAAAACCUACAAAAUGGGCAUGAAAAGUAUGGCGGGAAAAACCUCGCGUACGUGUACAGUUGGGCAAAAAUUAAAAAAAAUUAUAAUUUCUUCAAAUUUAGUUUGAAAUUGCUUUGAACGGUUAUUUAGAUAAAUUUCUUACCUGAAUCAGUUUCCAUUUGCUAAAAGAAGCAUUAAAUGCUUUGCGCAAAAGACAAUUUACAAUCGGAACGAACUUUUGAAACACCCUGUAUUGUCAUGGCCGUCGCGGUUUCCUUCCACAACUUAGAUUCCCAUGACGGGAAAAUGGGUAUGCAGUGCUAAUAUUUUCCAAGUUUACUUAGCAAGUUUUAUCGUAUUCUUCUCGAUAGUUUUACGCGACUGUGGUGACCCAGGAGAACCAGACAAUGCAAUUGUUAUCAUGGGAAAUCACUGGGCAGGGGAAUAUGUCAGAUACCUCUGUAAUCCGGGAUAUACUAUGAUUGGUCCCGCGGUCAGAAGAUGUUUGCCCAGCGGUAAAUGGAGUGGAAAUACACCGACAUGUAAGAAUGUGAACUCACUGCAAUCCACAAGCUCAAAUGUUUGUUUUCUUUCGGAAAAAAAGAGCGGGAUAACCGGCAUAAUUGUCCUUUUUUUUACCUGACAUUAUUUUUAAUAAUUUUUUUGUAAACGCUGGCAGUGCUAGCUGUCACCAACUCAUGAUUGAAAAAAUAGACAAAUUUAUGUUUCAAUAUUGAUAUUUAACAAUUAUUCCUCGAGCCCGAAUGGGCUCUGAGUCAAAAAAUCCAACUAGUUGGUCAAAAAUAUCAAGACAAAACAACUUUAGCUAGCAAAACGCGUUUCAGCCGUCAUUGUUUUGGUUUUCAAAGCCGGCGCUUUUUGCUACUAGUGGGCUAUAAAUAGCCUAGUAGUAGCCCAACCAAUCAGAACGCAGCAUUGAUAAUAGAUCCUGUGUUGGAUUUUCCCCUCUAGCUAACCGCCACGCUCUACUAUCUGAUCGACUGGAACAUGCCAUCUUCGACUAAAUUAUCUUUUAUAGGAAAAUUUAACUUAAUAUAUGCUACUAGCCCAAUAUUAUUUUCCGGCUGGCAGUUGAACUUGUGUGUUACUAAACAGAGUAUUAUAAUUAACUCAGUAAAGAUUAAAGGAGUAGCCAGAAACCGAGAAACUGGUUAAAAAUUUAACCCUUACCAGUUACCCUGUUUAGUAACAUCCUCUAAUCAUUCUUAUCCCGCGCGAAAUCACACUUAGCUUUCACAUUAUCGUUCCAAUAUCUCCGUUUUAUCGGUGCACACUUGCCUAGUUCCUAGGCCUCAUUAUUGCGCGCACCCGAUGCGUUUCUCGUCAAGUGGACCGAGCGAGUCUUCUGGCCGCACUGCAGGGACUAGGCAAUGGAUAUAAGGUGCGCAUGAACACCGGAAAACGACGGUAACCCUUGGCAUCGGAUAAGUGUGGACGCACUGCCAGUUCGAAAAAAUGCACGAGACCCCUUUUUACCUUAAGAAAUGUGGAUAAUUGUUCCAAUCCCUCAGUAUACUAUAUAACUAAAUUUAAAAAUUCCAAUUUCCGUAGGAUUUUUAUUUAUUUAUCAUUGUAUCUCUCUUGUAAUAGAUAUUCCUUUUUACUAAUUUAUAUUCACAUUCCUUUUUAACAGUUCUCAAUGUUUCAAUUUUUAAGAUUUUUAAGAGCUUGUAAGACCUUUUAUUGUAAUCAAUACAAUAUAUAUAUACAUACACGUUGUUGGCCUUUUAUCAUUAUUUUUUUUAAGAGGGAGGUUACUGGGGAGAAUAGUUUCAUAGUAAUAGAUAGGUGUCACCGUACUCCUCUUUAAAUAAAUUUUAUUGUUUAUUGCUUCCUUUUACAAGAACGUUUAAGUCCUAGUUGGCGCACCCAUCGGUCAAGAGCUGGCGAAAUGAUAAUGAAUUUCUUUCUCCCUUUUUAACGCACGAUUUUGCGGAUUAGACAUUUUAUUAUACAUUGUAGUCACCAUCUGUCUUCUUAUUGGCUAAAAGUUUACAGUUAAUUCUGGGAAACAGCGCAACCUACAGAUUAUUCACUAAUCUGUACCUACAGAUUAGUGAAUAAUCUGUAGGUUGCGCGCGCAAUGCAUGAUUUGCAAGAGCAAUGUCAAGUGCACGGACAGCAAUGUCAAGUUCGCGGACAGCGAAGUAAGAAUGGCUUCUCGAUUCGCUUCAUCGACCCACCAAGAAAUUGAGAAAUUACUUGAAGAUAAAGUAUAAUAAAACAAUUAUUAGAUUCGGUUUUUGUGAUAUCCGGAAUAAUCAAGGUCUCGGUUGUGUUAUCAGCCUCAGCCUUCGGCUUCGGCUGAUAACACUUACCUCGACCUUGAUUAUUCCGGAUAUCACAAAAACCUCAUCCAAUAAUUGUUUACAAUCACUUCAGUCCUCCUAUAAAGAAAAUCGACAUUACUAUUUCUUAUAAAUCAUUCGAUGAUAGAAAGAACGUCUAAAUGUUCCAAACUGAACUUUUCAGAGGAAACGUUCCUCUGUUGUCGUGAAUCUAUUUGAGAUAUGAAAUUUUUUUCGCAGUCAAAAGUCAGAAUCAUUUCAUAAGCAUGUAGAUUUAAAAAGAAAGGUCGGCUUUUUAUAUGUAAUACAUUUUCAUCAUCAUCAUCGUCAUCCUUAUCAUUAUUUAAGCGCUUUUCCUAAUUCAUGCUGUCUUCGAAACUUUGAUAUUAUCGAGGUAUGAAUAGUUAACCGUCACGUAUUGCAAUGUCAUCACCAUAUCCACCCACCAUUUUUAUCAUCAUUAUGAUUAUUACGCCAUGCAGCUGUAGGGCACACAGAGCGCUAAAAUAUUGAGCCUCUCUAUGGGUACCUGUCGAAGUCGUUUUCGUCGCGCGUUUUACAAAUCAAAUCGUCUGUUUUUCAACGAAAUCGUCGUACUAGCGAGCUUGAGCUGCAACCUGCGGUGACGAAGGAAACGAGAAAAUAUCAAAACAAAAACGACAGGUUUAAUAAGCAAAACCAAACAAUCCACAUGUGACGUACACUUUUUGGCGGAUUCCUUUGCCAUCAUCGCACGACUAACGUUGUCAAACUGAUCGGAAUGGCAAUGCGAUCGAUAUAUCGUCGCUUUCAUCGGCUCUAUCUCGUCACGACUUCGAUUUUAUCUGAAAUACCGACAGAGCGGCUCAAUAUUCCCUGUUGCUAAUAUAAUUAUAUUCAAAAGUAAGCACUUUGCCAUAUUGUUAGCUACGUUUUCUUUUUUGUCUUUUCAGGUAAUAAAACAGAGUGUGUUGAGCACAGGACGAUAGAUGAUGAUUCAAGAUCUCAUCGUUAUUCUGCUAGUAACAAUAAUAAAAAUGACCGCUAUCUCCCCGAAGGCUGGUACAGAUUUGUGACGCGAACACGAAUGAACACAAAAUGUGUUACUGCAGGCAAUAACUACUGCAAUACAGCUUAUAUCGGGUAUUUAAGCCAAAAUCAUCCGUCUGUUGAAGAGGGGAUUGUUACGCGGCAAGUGUGUUUCAGUUAUCCUUCUUAUUGUUGUCGUUAUUCCACCUACAUAAAAGUACUCAAUUGCGGUUCAUUCUACGUGUACAAACUCAAACCCACACCAGUGUCUUGGGCUCGUUAUUGUACCGAAUAG